UAAUUUUCUCAAACCCUAAAGCGAAAAGGGUCUGUUCGUUUCUCGAGAAAAUUCAUUUCUCUCUCUACUACCUAUUGCUUAUCAUCCCUGUUUUUGUUUUUUUGUUACGAACUCGUAGAUUUGGGAAGUUGGCAUGGAUGAAGCAUGGGCAUGAAGUCCGUGGUUUUGAGUUUGGUCUUGUUCAGUUGUGAAAUCUGCGGCGGUUUAUUUCUCUCCAGAUAACAAAAGAAAAUCUAAUAGCUUUCCAGCAUGGAAACUAUGCAAAUCGUAUCUGAGAGUUGUGGUGUAUCAGGACCGGAUAAACCCCAAGCACCAAAAGAAAAAGCCCUAAAAGAAAUUUCUCUGAUUUCCGGUUCGGGACGCCAAGAAAAUGGAGUUAGGGUUUCUGUUACCACACCGGAAGUUGAGACUGAGGUUUCGAUCAAGAGAAUAUUCGGGGAAGGAAAUGAGGAUAUCUCAUUUGGUGAUAAAGAAGACGUCGUGUCAUGCUCGGUUACCAAAGAAAGUGAGAAAGAGGGAGUGGAUUCUGUUUUGGGAGUCGACCACAAUGAGGAAAAUGUUGAUGCGAGAAUGGCGCCAAAAGAUGGUUCCCUUGGAUUGAGUGGGGAUGCUUCAGGUGGGAAGGUGGAUUGCCAUGAUAAUGGCAUUUCACUUGUUGUGGAAGUUCACGGAUCUUCUUCAAGCAAAGAGGGGCGCUCAUCAAAAAUCGACUCCAAAAAGGGGCAAAAUCUGGGUAAGAAAAGUGGAUAUGGAGAUAAGGAUGGGUCAAUGCAUGAAAAUGAGGGAAACCCAGGUGAGAAAAUCAAAGAGAUGGAUGGUUCCAACCCUGAACUGAUGGGGGACAAGAAUGGAGAAGUUGAUGAAGAUAUGGGUGAUGGAGAAUAUCAGUACUCUGUGGGUGACUUUGUGUGGGGUAAAAUAAAGAGUCACCCAUGGUGGCCUGGGCAGAUAUAUGAUCCGAAAGAUGCUUCAAAACAUGCCACAAAAUAUAGCCAAAGGGAUCGUCUUCUUGUGGCAUACUUUGGAGAUGGCACAUUUGCUUGGUGCUACCCAUCACAGUUGAAACCUUUUGAGGAGAAUUUCAUAGAGAUGUCCAAGCAAAGUAACUCAAGGAGCUUUCUCAAAGCUGUGGAAGAGGCACUGGCUGAGAUUGGUAGACAUGUAGAGUUAGAGAUGACUUGCUCUUGUACCCCAAAAGAAAUUAGGAUUGGGCUUUCUAGACCAUUGACAGUGAAUGCAGGUGUCAAGGAAGGGGCUGUCAUGCCCGAGGGUGGCAUCAGAAAAUUUUCUGUUGCUCAUUUUGAACCAGCAGAAUUUCUUUCAGGUUUGAAAUGUAUUGGCCAGGUUGUUUCUGUUACCAGUAUGCUUGAGUUUUCAGUUCUUAAGAGCCAGAUGUCAGCCUUUUGUCGUUCAAAAGGCCCACAUCAUCAACUGGCUGUGUACCAUGAGCCCCAGGAAAUUGCAGGCCUUGAAGAAAAAGUUGGAAAUGGUGUAACCAAAACCUCUGAUUUAGGUGGUCCAGUAGAAGUCCCAAUCCAAGGCCCAUGUGAGGAUGACUGGCUUUCAAUGCCUGUUUCACCUAGUUUUGGGAAAACCAGCCGAACUUUAUUGCACAAAGCCACAGGUUCAGAGGAUAAGUUGUAUCAAAGAAGGAAGCAGAAAAGCAUGGCUGAAAUUAUGAGAGGGAAUGGUGAUGUUGAGCCCAAGAAUGAAGAGACAGAUAUGGGCAAAGAAGAUAUAAACUCUGUCAAAUUGGCUACAGCAUCUGAGAAGAAAAGGAGAAAAAAAGGUGGUAAUGAAGCUGAAAGUCAUGCUGUCAAUAGUAAUUUGGCUUCUCCACGAGCGAGGAGAAAGAAGUCCAGGCUUUCAGGAUCUCCUGUAACUUCGGAGGAUAGGGCUGUAAGUGUUGAAAGUGAUGGCAGUGAAGGCAAAAGAGAGAGUGAGAACAGUCCUGUGUCAAGGGAAAGGAAGAAGAAAGGCCUCAGUGUUGAAAAUGAUGGUGGCAGGCUUCCUGAAGAAAGUGAGCAGACCUCUGUUUCACGGGAAAGGAAGAAGAGCAAAUAUUUGUGCCCACCAUAUACAAAUGUGAUACGGAUGCAUAGAAAUUCUGGCUCAAUGGGUGACUCAAAGACAGAAUUCCUAGAAGUUUCGAAUGUUGCUGGUAAGGGAGAGCGGAGCUCCAGGGCUGCAGGUCAAUCUGUUGGGUCCCCUACAAUUUUGAAGUGUAGUAGUGAGACGACCUAUCAGAACAAAGACAGUAAAGAACUUCAGACACCAAAACAAAAUCGGAACAAGGUUAUUGACCUGAAGGAAAUCCGCAUAUCAUUGCAAGAAGUUCUAUCUGGAAUCCGAUCUGCAGCCCUUAAUCCCUUCUAUCUGAGGGAAAACAAAUCUGUUGAUAAGAUCAGUGGAUUUCUGUCUGCAUUCAGAAGUGCAAUCUAUCAUGAUGGUUCCAACUACAAAAUGUUCAACAAACAUGGACCUGGUAGAAAGAGAAAACGUCAAGAAUCUGAAACUGGGUCAUCAAGAGAAGACCUAAAACAGAAUGACCACAACUCAUCUAAGCAAGCCCGCAGGAGUAGAAAGAAUGAAACAGCAGAGCCAGAUGGCCCAGAACUCAAGCAAGCUGCUGCUGGAAAGUCAGAUACGAAGACAAAACACAAAGACAAGGACAAAAAGGUUGAAUCCGCUACACUUCUCUUGUCAUUUGGACCUGGGAUCUCCUUACCCUCAAAAGAUGACCUCAUUAAAAUAUUUUCGAGGUUUGGGACUCUGAAUGAGUCAGAAACAGAGAUACUGUAUGAUUCUUUCUGUGCUCGGGUCGUGUUUUCAAGAAGCUCAGAUGCGGAAGAAGCCUUCAAUGGUUCACAAAAGGCCAGUCCCUUUGGAGCCGAGCAAGUCACAUAUAGGCUCCGGUAUCCAUCAUCCAGCACCUCCAGGAGGACUCCUGAUAAAAAACAUCACCCCCCAAACAAAAAGGCAGGCAAGGCACCUGCCAACCCAUCUGCAGGAGGAGAGAAAUCACAACUCAAUUUCAUCAAGCAGAAACUAGAGAUGAUGACUUGUAUGCUAGAGAAGUCCAGUGGUAAAAUGUCGGGGGAGAUGAAAUCCAACUUGGAGGGUGAAAUGAAAGGGCUGUUGGAGAAGGUAAGUACGAUGGCUGAAACAUCCUCAUCGUAGAUCAGAUGGUAUGAUAUAUGGAGAGCUUCUUCAUACUUGCAUACUCCUGCUGUUGAUCUUCUAUGCGUAGGCAUAGCUAUAUAAUAUAGGAAUGCAUGUUCCCUUUUAAUUUAGAAAGAGAGAAAGAGAGAGUGUGUAUGAUGUGUAGAAAGAGUUAAAUUAUGGCGUUGAGGUGUUUGUGGUGGGUAGCGUUUAGGCUUUUUAUGCAAAUGUAGGAGUUUAUUCAACACAGGUGGGAUUAUCAUGUUUUGUUUACUGUAAACAUCUCCACAUGCUUUUACGUUAUAGAGACCAUCUACAUUCAGACACA
Molecule: messenger RNA, 3490 nt
Organism: Vitis riparia (riverbank grape)
Lineage: Eukaryota; Viridiplantae; Streptophyta; Magnoliopsida; Vitales; Vitaceae
Exons: 2
Coding region: 250-3180 (976 amino acids)
Source: RefSeq, a predicted model, not a curated record